AUGGCUGCAUGGAAUUGCGAUGAGAAAAGACCCAUAUGCUCCAACUGUAUCAGUUCCCAACGGCACUGCGAGUUCGUGGGGCCUGUGACUAUCCCACAAGCCUCUCGCAGUGUAAGCCGUGAAGCUACUACCGCGUCGCCUUCAGUUGUCUCGCCGGCUGGAACAUCAACCGCCCAACAACCAAGCAGUCCUCCCGAAGAUGCACCUGUCAACAUGCUUCACGUUGAAUUUGUUCACAAUCUCUCCUCAAAAGCCAUAGAAGCAUUCAAUCGGCCAGAUUCUCUCGUUGGUGUUCCAUUCCAAUAUAUCUUACGCUAUGGCCUUGAUGCACCUUAUCUUAUGAACGAGUUGUUAUCCCUCAGCGCUCUACAUCUCAGCAUCACCAAACCAGCAAAACGAAAUUUUUAUGAACAUCAUUCUACCCAGCUGCAGAACUAUGCCUUGAGCUCCUUCAAUGCUUCCUCAAAAAAUAUCACCGAUGAGAAUACCGUCCCGAUAUUUUUGUUCGCUGGCGUCCUAGGCCUACACAAGCUCUGCGAGACUUUGGUCUGUCGAAACAAUGAUUUUGAGAACUUUCUUGACCGAUUUGUACAGUAUGUUACACUACAUCGCGGGGUGCGUACUAUUAUUAGUCAGGGGAGAUGGGAAUUCUUGCAGCAAACGGAACUGAAGCCAUUGCUAGAGCUUGGAGACAGACUUCCUUCACUGGAGAACACCUUGGGUCCAGCCUGCCAGAGGCUAUUAGAUCUCAUCAAUCGCCUCGCUCUCAACGACUCUAUUUCAAAGACAUAUUGUCUAGCUGUACAGGCUACACAAUCGGUGAUGACUGUCACGGAGGGGCGAGUCCCAGGAGCCAACAGCUUGGAUGCGCUUGUUGCAUGGACGCUGCUCGUCCCUCCUGAAUAUAUUGACUUACUUGCAGAGAGGAGAGGAGAAGCAUUGGUUAUAUUGGCCCAUUAUGGUGCUCUUGUAAACACUCACAGGCAACAGUGGUUGUUUGGCGAUGGCGGCGAGUAUCUGAUCGGUCAGGCCCGCCUACAGCUGGUGUUGAACGCAGAGGAGCCUGUGAUACAGUCCCUCAUGCUCGAGAUUACGCAAGAUCGCCGAGCCGAGGUUGACGUGAUCCAUGAGAGCAAAGAUGUUCAGCAGGUCCUUGCAUCUCCGGUUGUCAACUUGUCGUGCGGGCAAACACAGUGCCUUAUCGAAUGGGUUUAA
Penicillium soppii is the source of this 1215-nucleotide messenger RNA. RefSeq names its product Zn(II)2Cys6 transcription factor domain-containing protein. The transcript has 4 exons. Gene Ontology annotation, molecular function: DNA-binding transcription activator activity, RNA polymerase II-specific; zinc ion binding. The coding region runs from base 1 to 1215 and encodes 404 amino acids. Lineage: Eukaryota; Fungi; Ascomycota; Eurotiomycetes; Eurotiales; Aspergillaceae. The record is from RefSeq and is a predicted model, not a curated record. Gene Ontology annotation, biological process: regulation of transcription by RNA polymerase II.